AUGGCUACCACUCUCACAUUAACAUGUCGCACGCCAUUUCCCCUCGUCGCGCGCGCCCUGGCCUGCCUCGUCGUGCGCCCUGCCCUCCCGUCGUGCGUCCUGACGUCCCGUCGCGCGCAAGCGCCCUGCCUCUGCCGUCGCCCGCGCGCCCUGUCCGUCAACGUCGCGCGCGCGCGGGCCUUGUCCGCCGCCGUCACGCGCGCACGGUCUGCCUGCCGCCGUCACUCUCCUCACCGCCCAUUCUCUCCUUUCCGCGGCCGCCCUUCCUUCCCCCCCUUUUCGCGGGCAUCUUCCUCUCCCUUCAUGGUGCGCCGAACCCCUCUUCCCCCCCCCCCCCCCCCCCCCCCCCCACCCCCUUCUCGUGCCUCCUUCGCACCACCUCCUCCCUCUCCGCUCAUCACAUCCCCCUCCUACACUCCUCCCCCUCUCUUCUCUCCUCCCUACCCUUCACCCUCCUCCUCUCCUCUCCCCCUUCAUUCCCCUCCCCAUCUCACUCUCUCCUCCGCCUCUCUCCUCUCAUCUAAUGCUGCAGCCGCUGCAACUGGUUGCCGGCCUUGCUUCGUAGCCAUGCUCCUUCCCCACUGUGUUCCUCCUCCUCUAUUUUCUCCCCUAAGCGGCGCAGCAACAGACUACUCCGCCGUUAUCCCUCCUCCUCUAUUUUCUCCCCUCAGCGGGGCAGCAGCAGACUACUCCGCCGUUAUCCCUCCUCUUAUUUCUCCCCCCAGCGGCGCAGCAGAAGACUACUCCACCAUUAUCUCUCCUCUUAUUUCUCCCCGCAACGGUGCAGCAGCAGACUACUCCGCCAUUAUCCCUCCUCUUAUUUCUCCCCUCAGCGGCUAA
Molecule: messenger RNA, 840 nt
Organism: Closterium sp. NIES-65
Lineage: Eukaryota; Viridiplantae; Streptophyta; Zygnematophyceae; Desmidiales; Closteriaceae
Source: the annotation of a GenBank genome assembly